AUGUUCAACAAAUUUAAACUGAGAAAGGCUCCUCUUUCCUUGAGCUCUGUUUCGAAUGCCUUCAAGACUUCGGGCAUACAGGGUCUAACUCCAGAUGACAUAAGCCCAAAACAUUUGGGAAUUGUGAUGACUGCACAACUUGGGUUGCCAAAUAAUUCUAUAGUUGCAAUAGCUUAUGACCCUGUUCAAUCGCUUCUCGCGGUAUCUACACUGCUGAACGAUGUAAGAGUUUAUGGUCAGGAUAGGGUUGAAGUAGUUUUUGAAUUUCGUUCUACAAAUCCAAUGACUUUGCUUAAGUUUGUGAAAGGUGUUUACUUAGUUGCUGCAUCACCAUCAUCAGGACUUACUGUGUUAUCAUUACAUUCUAAAAAAAUCCUUGGAACAUACCUGCCCUCUGGUAGUAUCUCUACCAUGGAAUCUGAUCCAUCUUUGGAUUGGCUCAUGUUAGGUUUAAGUAAUGGGUCUAUCAUUUUCUAUGACGUCGAUAGAUUGUCAACUACACCAUUAAGGAUCGAUAAUUUACAGAAAAAGAUAAUGCCUAAGCAAAAAUUGUCCGCAGUUUUAUCAAUUGAGUGGCAUCCGAGGGAUAUUGGAACAAUUCUUGUGACCUACAGUCAUUCAGCUAUUCUUUAUUCUAUAGCUGAUGGUGAUAUUGUGAAUUCGUUUGUUUACAAAAUCUGCAGAGGUGCAAGAGGAUUUGACUAUUCAUAUUCGAUCACGAAUAAUGGUAAGAAGAAAAUUUUUGGUUCGGCAAAGGAAACUGUUCCGUCUGUAAUUGAGUCACAUUUCCAUCCGAAUGGCUUGCAUGUUGUGACAGUACAUGGAGACAAUACUUUAGCGUUUUGGGAUGCUCAGUCAGGAACCCUACUUGAAGCGAGAACUUUGGAUUAUAUAAAUAUGCAAAAGGAAGGUGAGCCUAUUGCACCACCUAAUUCAUUUUCUCCUAUUCUGAAUGUUCGGUGGAUUUGUGGUGAAGAUCCUGAGUUAACACAGUUGGCUGUUAGUGGGGGUAAUUCCGACCAAAACGUUAUAACAAUAAUAGAUUUUGGGAUCACCUUGAAGUACAGUUUAGCUUCCUAUGAGAAACAAAGUGAUUUUUAUGCCAGGCCCCAAAUGGGUCAAAGAAAAAUAGAGAUAGCGUUCAACCUUAAAAGUGAUUCCUCAGAGAGUGAAUAUAUAACCCAUAUACUCCCUUUGACCACCAAUUGUUUACCCUACUUCAACGGAAAUCAUAACCCUCAAUACUUGAUGUUUCUAUCGAACUUGGGGUCUCUUUAUAUGAAAAAAUUUAAUAUGUAUGCCGAAGAUGGCUUCUCAUCUGAUCUUGAAGAUUUAGUUUUGCCUCCUUCUGUUGCAAUGAUUCUACCGCCUGUCACAAAAAUGUAUGUUGUGACGGUCCCUAGAAUUCAGUGGUUCGGAGUUUUAUCUAAUCGAGUCUCCACGAACGCCGGAGCUACAAAAGUUUUGUUGAAAGGUGGUGCCCCAGUUUCUUCGUCGCAUUUGCCCAAGGCUAUGGGAUAUGAUGAAGGAUUCCGUAAUAUUUUAGUAUCUGGUCACAAUGAUGGAGUAGUAAGAUUAGUUGACGUAUCAAGAAGUGAUCACCAGGAUCCUUGCAAUACGGUGCAGAUUUCACUAAAAGAUUGUUUAUAUGAAGAAAGCCCUCAGUCUAUAUCAGUGGUAGAUGUUUCCUGUUCAUUGGAAUCAGCGGAAUUAAUCGUUGGAUUGGCCAAUGGUUCGGUAGCAAUCUGUAAAUAUGGAAGAAGUCCAACUUCUUCGAAACAAGGUUCUUUUAAGGACAUUGACUACCGAUCUUGUCUCGUUGAACAUAAAAACGGCGAUUUCUCGAUCCUCAGUCUAAAGGGCCGUGUUAAAGGGUCCCUUACAUCUGCCUCCAGCUUUGUCCCAGUUUCGAUAUUGAACCCUUCAGCAUUUGAAUCAAUUUCAUGUCUUAAAAUGAGUAACGUCGGAUUUGCGGCAGUUGGAUACUCAAGUGGAAGAAUAAUAGUAUGUGAUGUCUCUAGGGGCCCUGCUAUAAUAAUGAAUGCAUCUUUGAGAGAAUUUGCUCCUUCAGUAGAUGCCAAUUGUUAUGUAACCUCCAUGGAAUUCGCAAUAAUGGAGUACGGACAAGAUGGUUUCUCAUCAAUUUUAUUACUAGUUGGCACGAAUUGUGGAGGCAAUCUUCUCAUAUUUAGAAUUGUUCCUAAAGGAAACGGGGCAUUCGAAGUCGUAUUUGCUGAUAAGACACUUGGCUUAAAUUAUAAGUCUAGAGUAUCAGGUCAAGAUGAUGAAUCAGAAAUACGCCAACUCGUUCCAAUAAAUUCAAAGAAUGGUGAAUCUGCCGUUGCAUCACUAGAUAUGUUCCACAAGCUAAGUCAAGGGGUCUUAAUUCCAGGUUUCGUAGUAGUUGCUUCUGAUAAAGAUGUUCGUAUCAUAAAAAUACCUAAAAUGAAGCUAUCCCACAAGGUGAUUGAAGAUACGUGCUUGAGUUGUGGUAUUUUCAGGCUACAUGGUAAAGGAAUCGUUCUUGCCACAUUAGUGAAAUCCGGAUUCGUGAAACUUUCCAGCAUCCCUGGAUUGCAUGAUGUUGCUGAUGUAAAAAUGCCUCUGAGCGUUUAUGAUAAAUGCAAGAAUCGAUUAGACGCUGAGUCCGCGUUCAGUUCCAGUGUACAAUCAACGGGUGACGCUUUCAUUGCAACCAGUGAGACUGAAUUAAUAAACAUAAGUGUAUGUGUAAAAUCUGGAAAGAUUAACGAUGAUCUACCUACGGAUUUACUAUUUAAUGAAAAUGCAAUUAUUCCUGCGAGACCAGCUGCGAGUGCAUUACUGUGGGCAAAAGGACAAACUAAAUACAUCAGCUCUCAGGAUUUAGCGCAAUUAAUAGCUGGUCCGAAUAGAAGAACCUCAAAGAAUGUUGAGAGCCAAUUGGCUCACAACAUUAGCCCUGAAGCUAACCCCUCUCUGGGAUAUGGAGGCUAUGCGCCAGCUUCAGAGGAAAAUGAUCGUGGUUAUAAGCCACCCGUGAGGAAAGCAGGCAAGGGUGGUAGAGUGUUUGGCUCUUCUGGGUUUAUGAAAGGAUUACAAGACGGUAUAGAUUCCGUAGAGGAGUCCUUCAAUGGCUACGCUGGAAAUGUUAGUGAAAGUGUGAGUAAUACGAUGGAAUCUCACAAAAAACAAUUCUAUAACGAAGCUCUUAAGAGUAAAUUUGGUUUAUAG
Molecule: messenger RNA, 3213 nt
Organism: Priceomyces carsonii
Lineage: Eukaryota; Fungi; Ascomycota; Pichiomycetes; Serinales; Debaryomycetaceae
Gene: SRO77
Product: putative Rab GTPase-binding protein
Exons: 1
Coding region: 1-3213 (1070 amino acids)
Biological process (GO): regulation of exocytosis; establishment of cell polarity; regulation of protein secretion
Cellular component (GO): plasma membrane; cytoplasm
Molecular function (GO): myosin II binding; GTPase activator activity; syntaxin binding
Source: RefSeq, a predicted model, not a curated record